Penicillium soppii is the source of this 276-nucleotide messenger RNA. RefSeq lists its product as uncharacterized. The record is from RefSeq and is a predicted model, not a curated record. Lineage: Eukaryota; Fungi; Ascomycota; Eurotiomycetes; Eurotiales; Aspergillaceae. Bases 1 to 276 code for a protein of 91 amino acids. The transcript has a single exon.
AUGAAGGCAACUCGUGAAAAGCCUAUACCAGACCCACGAGGCACGCCAACUAGAGCGCCGCCACCGGACCACUAUGACCCAGGUGAUGAGUGGGCAGGUAUCGAUGCAAAGUUGCUUAGUCGGGAGGCUACUUCUCUGGAUAAUGCCAUGUACCAAUGGACCUACAACUAUGCAGAUGACGAGCCAGAUGCGAUCGAGGCAAGAAUUACUGCGAAAGAUAAACAAGCCAUCAUCGAUUACUUGGGUGAUUGGUGUCUAUAUAACGACUGGGACUGA